Daldinia decipiens is the source of this 2046-nucleotide messenger RNA. RefSeq names its product putative MFS transporter. Gene Ontology annotation, biological process: transmembrane transport. The record is from RefSeq and is a predicted model, not a curated record. Gene Ontology annotation, molecular function: transmembrane transporter activity. Bases 430 to 1926 code for a protein of 498 amino acids. Gene Ontology annotation, cellular component: membrane. Lineage: Eukaryota; Fungi; Ascomycota; Sordariomycetes; Xylariales; Hypoxylaceae. The transcript is spliced from 11 exons.
GGAUUCCCGGCGACCAACACGGAACUGGGGUUCGGCACAUCGGUACAGUUCAGCGAAGUAGUAUCCAUAGCUACUACAAUAUUAAUCUCGUAAUUCCGAGUGGCUGUCUUAGAUAUUUGAUCCAUACCUAAGCGGGGAAGCCGUAGUUAUCCCCAUGCAAUUAUUCCCGAUCCUACAAAGCCAGAUAAUUUGAAAUACGACGGAUCUGAAUAUAUAAUGACACCGCUAUUUUAGAAGUUUUUUAUAAAGUACCGCCAUCUUUUCGUACGUCGACACUGAGACUUUCCGGUCGUUAGUCCUAUCCGUUACUCGCAUUAGACGGCGCGCCAACACACCGUCCAACUACCGAGACCGUUUGGACAUCAUACCCGCUUCUCGGAAUCCAUUUCAAUUUACUUCGUCCUGAGGCGAACUGAAUUCGCUGUCAGAAUGGACAUAUCUAAAAGCGACCAAGAGCCUACACAGGAUAUGCAUGAAAAUGCACGUGGUGACCUCGAUGAGAAGUCUCUGGGACUCGAGAACAAUGAUUUUCAUAUUGAUCCUGCCCUAGAGAGGCGGGUUAGGAGAAAAAUUGAUCGCCAUUUGAUUCCCUUGGUUAUGGGACUCUAUCUUGUCGCUUUCCUUGACCGUUCAAAUAUUGGAAACGCCGAGACGGCAGGCAUGAGCAAGGACCUUGGGUUUGAUGAUGCCCAGUACCAGUGGCUGUUGACUAUUUUUUACAUACCAUACAUCGUUUUCGAAUGGGCUGCGUUGAUGUGGAAAGCCGUGCCUCCUCAUAUUUGGGCUACCAGCUGUGUGCUGGUAUGGGGCAUAGCGUCUUCUCUUCAGGCUACCGCGUUCAACUGGUCGGGUUUGAUGGCUUGCCGAUUCUUCCUCGCUAUGGCUGAAGCAGGCUUUGGACCAGGAGUACCUUACCUGCUUUCUUUCUUCUAUAAGAGGAACGAGCUCGGGUUUAGGUGCGGCAUGUUCCUCUCAGCCGCCCCUCUUGCUACGACCUUCGCGGGCGCCCUGGCUUACGGGAUAACCUCUGGCCACCCAGCUCAUAUAGCUAAUUGGAGACUCUUGUUUAUCGUGGAAGGAGUCCCUUCGGUCCUCGUCGCCUUUCUUGCUUAUGCGUAUAUGCCUGAUUCAGCCGAUACAGCAAAGUUUUUAACUGAAGAGGAAAGACAAGUCGCCAAGAUUAGAGCUAUUCAGCAGACUGGAACCGAAGGGGUAAAACGCGUGGGACAUAUCAAUUUCAAAGAUGUUUUCAUGUCGUUAAAGGAUAUUAAAACUUGGAUCCCACCUUUAAUGUACUUCAGUUGCAAUGUCUCGUUUAGCAGCCUACCCGUUUUCCUGCCCUCUAUUCUCCAGAGCAUGGGAUUUACUGCCAUCAAUGCCCAGGGGCUUAGUGCUCCGCCAUACUUCCUCUCGUUCCUCAUCUGCAUUUUGACGACCUGGAUCGCAGACAAGACACAUCAGCGCGGUUUCAUGAUCAUCGGUCUCUCACUUAUCGCUGGUGUGGGGUAUGUCCUUCUCCUGACCUGCAAGAGCGUUGCUGUACGUUAUUUUGGCGUAUUCCUUGCCGCUGCUGGUGUUUCCCCAGCCAUAUCCAACAUCCUGCCUUGGACUUUGAACAACCAAGGAUCGGACUCUAAGAGAGGAGCCGGCAUCGCGCUUCUUAACAUCGUCGGUCAAUGCGGGCCAUUGCUCGGAACACGAGUAUUCCCGGCCAGCGAUAAGCCGUACUACAUUAAGGGGAUGGGUGUAUGCGCGGGGUUCAUGUUUUUCAACGCGUUUUUAGUCUUGGCCCUGCGUACGUACCUGAGCUGGGAAAACAAGAAAUUUGAGAAGAACGACGAGGCGGCACGGCAGGCGGGAACUGAUCCCAAGUCCAGCUCGAUUGGUGUGGAGAACGAAGGGUACGGCUACAGGAAUUUCUUGUAGAGAGAUAUAUACCUACGAAGUUAGGGGCCGUACGGAGUAGAGAUGAUCUGCUCCAGCCAAUUUAUGCUUGGUACUAUGAAUAUUUACGUAGAUGCUAAAGGAAACCAAAAUUGACACAUG